GGGGGAGCGAGGAGGAGGAGGAGGAGGAGGGAGAGAGCGCGUGUGUGUGGAAAAAAAAAAGGAAGCAGAGGCUGUGAACGAAAAGCGAACUUAAUGAUUUCCUACCUUCCCGAACUAGACCUCUCAAUCUAACCGAUAUACUUUUCAACGCGCAAGAUAUCAAGGAGAUACACCACGGCGAGGGAAAAAGGGGGAAACGAAGGCGAACCGUGUGUGUGUGUGUGUAUGUGUUUUGAGGGGGAAAAAAAGGCUGCCUCGACGAUUUGUACGUGAUUACAUGAUCAAAGUGAGUGCAGGCCGUCUUUUGUUGAGGCAAAGAGUGGCGGUUUUCCUGUGUAACAGCGAAAAGAAUAAACGUGUAUGUGCCGGAUUUGUUUCAGCCCUCUGGUUUCUUGGACUUGGCCCAGCACACGGAGUUCAUUCUGCAUGGUUGUCCUUGGCGAGGAUUUGGGUUUUUGAAGUUGCUUUGGAAGUCUAGAGUCAUCAGACUGGCGGCUUUUCUGGAACACUGGGGCUGUUGGUGUGGCUGAAUUUUCCCUGGAUUUGAUUGGUCAAUUCAGAAGACUGAAGCCCAGGCUGACAGUCUACCUUUCACGGAGGCCCAGCCGUGAGAGGACUGAGGAAGGCACGUGGCGAAUCAUGACCGCGGACAAAGACAAGCCAGACAGAGAGAAGGACAGGGACAGAGACCGAGACAGGGAGAGGGACAGAGAGAGGGACAGAGACCGGGACAAGAGGGACAAAGCGUCCAGGGAGAGCGAGAGCUCACGACCGCGCCGCAGCUGCACGUUGGAGGGCGGAGCUAAGAACUACGCCGAGAGCGAGGACGAGGAUAACGAGAACAGGGGAGGUGCCGGGGCAGUAGGCGGGAUCAACAUGGGGAUGGGGGAGGAGUCAGGGAAGAAGGGAAAGAAGAAGAUGAUCAAGAAGAAGUCGAGGUAUGAACGGAUGGAGAACGGAGAGAUCACUUCCUUCAUUACUGAAGACGACGUUGUUUACAGACCUGGCGAUUGUGUAUAUAUGGAGAGCCGCAGGCCCAACACUCCCUACUUCAUAUGUAGCAUUCAGGAUUUUAAACUGAGUAAACGAGACCAUCUGUUACUCAGUGUUAAAUGGUAUUAUCGUCAGUCAGAGGUCCCUGACUCAGUCUACCAACACCUGGUGCAGGACCGCAACAAUGAGAAUGAUUCUGGCCGGGAGCUGGUCAUCACAGACCCAGUGGUCAGGGGCAGAGAACUCUUCAUCUCCGACUAUGUGGACACAUACCAUGCUGCUGCCCUCAGGGGGAAGUGUAACAUUGCCCAUUUCUCAGACAUCUUCGCUGCCAGGGAGUUCAAAGCUCGCAUCGACUCCUUUUUCUACAUCCUGGGAUACAACCCAGAGACCAGGCGACUAAACAGCACACAGGGGGAGAUCAGAGUGGGGCCCAGUCACCAAGCCAAGCUUCCUGAGUUGCAGCCCUUCCCCUCCGAGGCCCCGGGGGUCCUGACUCAGGCUGUAACAGAGAAUGAGGAGCUAGUGUGGAUGCCAGGGGUCAACGACUGUGACCUGCUCAUGUACCUCAGGGCUGCAAGGAGCAUGGCGGCCUUCGCUGGGAUGUGUGACGGAGGUUCUACAGAGGACGGUUGCCUAGCAGCCUCGCGAGACGACACCACACUCAACGCACUCAACACGCUCCACGAGAGCUGUUACGAUGCAGGCAAGGCCCUACAGCGACUGGUGAAGAAACCUGUUCCCAAACUCAUAGAGAAGUGCUGGUCGGAGGACGAAGUGAAGCGGUUCAUUAAAGGGCUCAGACAGUACGGCAAGAACUUCUUUAAGAUUCGGAAAGAGCUGCUACCCAACAAGGAAACGGGUGAGUUGAUAACCUUCUACUACUACUGGAAGAAGACUCCUGAGGCAGCGUCGUCCAGGGCCCACCGUAGACACCGUCGCCAGCCUGUGUUCCGACGCAUCAAGACACGCACCGCCUCCACCCCCGUCAACAUCCCGUCUAGACCCCCCUCCUCAGAGUUCUUAGACCUGAGUUCAGCCAGUGAAGAUGACCUGGACAGUGAAGACAGUGAGCAGGAGCUGAAGGGUUACGCCUGCAGACACUGUUUCACCACCACCUCUAAGGACUGGCACCACGGGGGCAGAGAGAACAUCUUGUUGUGUACAGACUGUCGUAUCCACUUUAAGAAGUACGGCGAGCUGCCCCCCAUCGAGAAGCCCGUGGACCCGCCUCCGUUUAUGUUCAAACCCGUCAAAGAGGAUGAGGAUGGACUCAGCGGCAAGCAUAGCAUGAAGACCCGACGCAACAGAGGAUCGAUGUCGACGCUCCGUAGUGGCCGUAAGAAGCAGACAGCCAGCCCUGAUGGACGAGUGUCUCCAACCAAUGAGGACCUCCGGUCUAGUGGCCGUACCUCCCCCUCUGCAGCCUCCACAGACAGCACUGACAGCAAGACAGACCCCAUGAAGAAACCCAGCAAGAAGAUCAAGGAGGAGUCUCCUAUGAAGUGUGCCAAACGCCAACGAGAGAAAGGAGGAGCCUCAGACACCGAGGACACGGACAACAGGACCAUCGCAAAAAAGUCCAAGACCCAGGAGCUGGGUCGGUCCGACUCGCCGUCAGAAUGCGAGGGAGAGGGAGAGGGCGAGGGAGAGAGCUCCGAUGGCCACAGCGUCAACGAGGAGUGUAGCAGUGACGCUAAAGACAUCGACCAGGAUAACCGCAGCUCCUCGCCCUCCAUCCCCAGCCCCCGAGACGGGGAGAGUGACUCGGACUCCUCCGCCCAGCAGCAGCUGCUCCUACUGCAGAGGAGGGAGAGAGAGAGAGAUAGGGAGGGACAGUCGCAGCACCCUCCGGUUAUCCAGUCCUGUCAGCCAGGGACCUCCGGUGGUCGCUCCACCACCCCGCCAUUACCUCCCACGUCCUCCACAGCCCCCUCACUGGUCCCCCAGGUGUCCUCUCCCUCCGCACCCCCCACUUUCCUUCCACUGCCGCUACCGCCUCCCAUGCCCCAACAGGCCGGCCCCCUCUCUCUCAACCAAUCAGGGGUGUCCAUCCACCCCCAGAGGCGGCCCUCUCCCUCGCCUCAUUCUCCGCUGCAGGGGAUGUCUCAGGCUCCACCCCCAGGACCCCAGUCGCUACCUAGCGCGCUCCACGGCCCACAGCCCCACCCAUCAUCCAUUCCCCACCCACUUCAGGUUGGCCCCUCCCACCUGCCCCACCUGCCCCACUCCCUCCCCCCCCAGUCUCAGGUCCCGCCCUCCCCACUGCCUCUCGGCCAAUUGCAGCAACCGCCCCACAGGGUCCACACGCCUCCCAGCCAAUCGUUGUCCCAGGGUGUAUCGUCCAAUCAACUGCCCCGUGAGCAGCUCCUACCCCAUGCCCCCUCCAUGUCUAUGCCCCACAUCAAGCCCCCUCCCACCACCCCCAUCCCCCACAUGCCCAACCGCGACCCCCAGUCUCACAAACACGGCCCUCCACACCUCUCAGCGCCCCCCUUCCCCCAGAUGCCCUCCAACCUGCCCCCUCCGCCCGCCCUCAAACCCCUUUCCUCCCUGUCCGCCCACCACCCUCCCCCAGCCCACCCUCCUCCCCUCCAGCUCAUGCCUCAGGGCCCUGGCCAGCAGCUCCAGCCCCCACCAGCCCAGCCCCCUGUCCUCACCCAGUCCCAGAAUCUCCCCCUUUCAGAGAGAGAGAGAGGCAACCAGCACCCCCCUCCUCUACCUCUCUCUGGACCAUCGCAAUCCUCCCACCCCAACACACCCCAACAGCCCCCGUUCCCUCCUCACCCCUUCAACCCUGUCCUGCCCCCCUCCUCCGCUGGCUGCCCUCCCUCGUCCUCGUCUCUACCACCAGGCCUCCAGCCCCCCUCCUCCUUCUCCAUGCCCAUCACCGCCCCCGUCGGCUCCGCCUGCACAGGUCCUGCCGUCCCGCCUGUACACAUCAAGGAGGAACCGCUUGACGAAUCAGAGGAGCCCGAGAGCCCUCCGCCCCCUCCUCGGAGCCCCUCCCCCGAGCCAACCAUCGUCAACACGCCCAGCCAUGCCAGCCAAUCAGCACGGUUUUACAAGCACCUGGACCGUGGGUACAACACGUGUGCCAGAACAGACUUCUACUUCACUCCUCUGGCUGCUUCUAAACUGGCCAAGAAGAGAGAAGAGGCGCUGGAGCGGGUCAAGAGGGAGGCGGAGCAGAAAGCCCGGGAGGAGAAGGAGAGGGAGAGGGAGAAGGAACGAGAGAGGGAACGGGAAAGAGAGAAGGAACAGGAGAGAGCUGCGAAAGCCUCCAGUUCGUGUCAUGACAGUCGUAUGGGUGACCCCCAGAUGGGUGGCUCCGCCCACAUGCGUCCUCCCUUCGACGGCCCCCCUACCUCCAUCGCCGCGGUGCCCCCUUACAUCGGCCCCGACACGCCCGCCCUGCGCACCCUCAGCGAGUACGCCCGCCCCCACGUCAUGUCCCCGACCAAUAGGAACCACCCCUUCUUCGUCUCCCUCAACCCCAACGACCCCCUGAUGGCCUAUCACAUGCCUGGCCUCUACAACGCCGACCCGGGCAUGCGGGAGCGCGAGCUGCGAGAGCGGGAGAUGAGGGAGAGGGAGAUGAGGGAGAGGGAGCUGAGAGAGAGGAUGAAGCCUGGGUUCGAACACAAACCCCCGGAGCUAGAAGGCAUGCACCCCUCGGCGAACCCCAUGGAGCACUUUGCCCGACACGGGGCCAUCUCCUUACCUUCCAUGGCGGGACCACACCCCUUCGCCUCCUUCCACCCAGGUCUCAACCCCUUGGAGAGGGAGCGUUUGGCGUUGGCCGCGGGACCCCAGCUCAGACCAGACAUGAGCUACCCGGAGCGGCUGGCGGCGGAGAGGCUGCACGCCGAGAGGAUGGCGGCGGUGGCCAACGACCCUAUCGCCAGGCUUCAGAUGUUCAACAUCACGCCUCAUCACCACCAGCACUCCCACAUCCACUCACACCUGCACCUUCACCAGCAGGACUCCCUGCACCAAGGCGGUGGUGAAUGUCUUGUGUGCCCUCCAGGUUCGGGGGGGCACCCCCUCGUAGACCCCCUGGCAGGAGGCCCCCACCUCGCCCGCUUCCCUUACCCGCACGGCACAAUCCCCAACUCCCUCCUGGGACAGAACCCACACGAACAUGAGAUGCUGCGACACCCCGUCUUCGGUACUCCGUACCCCCGGGACCUUCCUCCCCAGAUGUCCGCAGCCCACCAGCUCCAGGCCAUGCAUGCCCAGUCUGCAGAGCUGCAGCGGCUAGCUAUGGAACAGCAGUGGCUGCAUGGUCAUCACCACAUGCACGGUGGCCCACUUCCUGGCCAAGAGGACUAUUACAGAUCAUGCAGACGUUUCAAGUGAUCUCGAGUUCCAGAAAUGGACUCCUUUUACAGAAAAACCUGAUGCCGCCUGAAGAAGGAAAGCGACAAGCAACUGUAACUGACCAAUGGGGGGGGGGACGCGGAGACACGCAGGAAGUUGCCUAGGACACAGGAAGUAGUUACAGAACAGUCAGUCAAUCAAAGGAACCCAACCUCUGCUCCUCCAAAAACACAAUUCUCCUUACAAAAACAACGGAAGCUGAAGACGGAGAGGAGGGUUGAUCUAUCGUCUGUUUUCUUUCCCUGUCUGUUUGGAGGGGGGGUGGGGGUGCUUUUUUUUCUGUUUUUUUCCCCCACAAAAACAUUAAGAAAGACUUUGUUUGGUGUAACUAUAGCCUUCAAGUAGUGACAACGACCUCGAGACUGCAUGAAAACUACUGUAAAAGCUUCCACAACGUGUUUCGUAGGUGGUAGAAAUGCAAGACACUUUGUCACUGUUGCUAGUCGACGGAGAAGACGAAGACCAGUAAAAGCAUCCUUCCAGACAUUAUAGCCGCGGAAAGAUUCAGAACAAAGUGCUAUAUUAUUUUAAUACAUUGUUGGAGGUUUUCAUCAUUUUUUACGAAAAGCUGCAGCAUGGCGUUAUUGAGUCUGUAAAUAGUAUAUCUAUCUAUAUAUAUAUAUAUAUAUAUAUAUAUAUACACAUACAUAUAUAUAUAUACAUAUAAGUAUUAUAAUUGUUACUAGGUGUGGACUCGGAACCAAGUCAUUUAUAAACCUCCAAUAUGUUAUUGUGUUCUGAAGCAUUAUUCCAUGUUUUAACGGGGGAGGGGGGGCAGAUGGUGGUCCCAGACCUGAUAUACCUUAGAGAGAGCGGUAUAGUCCCAGACACCUAUCAUUAUACACCCCUUAACAAGCACCUGAUUGGCUAACAGAAUGCCUGAACUCACUGUGUUGUUGAGGUAAUGUUUGACACACACUUGGAAGAGGAGUCACUGAGUCAUCUAUGGAUCAGCAUACUCUCCGGCCCUGUCCUGCCCUGUCCUACCCUACCCUGUCCUGGUCUGCCCUGUCCUACCCUGCCCUGUCCUGCCCUGCCCUGUCCUACCCUGUCCUACCCUGCCCUGUCCUACCCUACCCUGCCCUGCCC
This is a messenger RNA of Oncorhynchus mykiss (rainbow trout), 6465 nucleotides long. RefSeq names its product arginine-glutamic acid dipeptide repeats protein. Gene Ontology annotation, molecular function: chromatin binding; sequence-specific DNA binding; transcription corepressor activity. Gene Ontology annotation, cellular component: nucleus. The record is from RefSeq and is a predicted model, not a curated record. Gene Ontology annotation, biological process: regulation of DNA-templated transcription. NCBI's taxonomy places the organism in Eukaryota, Metazoa, Chordata, Actinopteri, Salmoniformes, Salmonidae.